Doryrhamphus excisus (bluestripe pipefish) is the source of this 8482-nucleotide messenger RNA. NCBI's taxonomy places the organism in Eukaryota, Metazoa, Chordata, Actinopteri, Syngnathiformes, Syngnathidae. The record is from RefSeq and is a predicted model, not a curated record.
AGUAGAAACAGAAGGGGACGCUGCUAUAUGGUGAGCUAGCUCAAAUGUACGUCCAAAUAUGUUAAUAAUUACAGGAUAAAUUAAUAUUUGAAACGUAUUCUACGUGGAACAACACAUAAGGGAUACAAUGGAAGACUGUAGCUCCCUGUUGUACCCGAACCUCUCGGAUAAACAGCACCGGUGCCGUUUUUUCUUCCCCUGUGUGUGUAGCUAGCCUUAGCCACAUAUGCUAAUACCGCCGCUCUCCGACCAAAAGGGUAGCCGAAGUUGGUGCGUCGCUAUGCGGCAGUCGACCGCAGAGUAAGGAAGAAAACUCCAAUGGAAGUCGCCCCCACAACGGAUUGACCUUUUAAGGAAAUGUAGCAGACGUGCCCCCGCCGAGAGAUAGCGCAGCAUGUUGUUUAAGUACAGCUGAGGCGUCGACUACAUCCAGGAAGAAGCACAUUAGUGACAAUGUUAUCCCCGGCUAAAGGUUAGCUAACGCAGCUCGGGUUGCUGCGUUUUGAGCGAUGGGGGAGUGCGCGACACGCCGCCUCUGAGGUCUCUUUUGACGGCUGGUUGGCUGGCUGGCGUUUGUGUUAUCAUGUCCUGCAAAGCCGCAACCAAGGACAAGAAGACGAGCUUCGGGAAGAAGCUGUUCAGACGGGGCUCUGUCCGCUCCGUGGGCAGUUUCAUGAGCAGAGUCCUGAGGACACUGACAGCCUUGUCCCACUUUGGAUCUGAAGUGCAAACAGAAGAUGACAAAGAUGAUGGAGGCUUCUCCACCUUUAAAGCCGGAGCCAAGGACGCUCUCAUGGAGGAUGGGGACCUCGGGGUUUUUCUCUCCGGGGAGAGGGUCCCCGGCUUGGCCGGGCUGAAGAACCACGGCAAUACCUGCUUCAUGAAUGCCAUUCUGCAGUGCCUCAGCAACACGGAGCUUUUUGCAGAGUACCUCGUUUUGGAGCAGUACAAAGACGAGGGAUUAGAUUUGGACAAACCAAAGACAAAUGGCGUCCAUCUGCAGAAGAAGGGACCGCUGUCCAAGGGGGAAGUGACUGAACAGUUGUCCGGACUUGUCCGGGCUUUAUGGACGUUCGAGUAUACCCCUCAACACAGCCGAGACUUUAAGAACGUGGUGUCGAAAAAUGCCACUCAAUUUAAAGGCAACGCGCAGCACGACGCUCAAGAGUUCCUGCUGUGGCUUCUGGACCGAGUUCACGAGGACCUCAACACCGUCAACCCCAUCGGCAGGCCGACCAUAAAGCCACCUAUUGAGGAGGAUGACCAACACGCAGAGGGACCCUCCCCGCCUCUCUCAGCCGGUUCCUUUGUACAAGAACUCUUUCAGGCUCAGUACAGGUCUUCUCUCACGUGUCCGCAUUGCCAAAAACAGAGCAAUACCUUCGACCCCUUCCUCUGCAUCUCCUUACCCAUCCCACUGCCACACACGCGGCCGUUGUAUGUCACGGUGGUCUACCAGGGGAAGUACUCUCACUGCUUGAGAAUCGGGGUGGCUGUGCCCCUCAACAGUACUGUGUAUCGCCUUCGAGAUGCUGUGUCGCAUGAAACCAAGAUGCCGAUGGAUCAGUUCAUUUUGACUGAAAUGUACUACGACGGUUUCCACCGCUCCUUCUGCGAUGAUGACGAUGACCUCAACAUCAUCCAAGAGAGCGACUCCAUCUUUGCCUUUGAGACUCCGGAGAUGUUUAAACUGGAAAGCCUACGCACAAAAAGAGGCGAGACCUUUAUACUGUUUUUUUUUUUGUUGGCUUUCUUUUAUGCAGAUUUAACUUUUUACCUUCUUGCAGGAAGUCUUCUGGCCAACCUGAAUCAUAAUAACUUGAAGUACGGGAUGGAAAACGGUCGGACGCCGUCUUUCAUGCAGGGGGCGGGGACCCCUGUGGCGUCGCCCAAUAAAAACCUGGCACCUGAGAAGAUGAUCCUCCUGGUGUGCAAUAGAGCCUGUACUGGCCAUCAAGCAAAGAGGUUCGGCCUGCCUUUUGUCCUCUACAUGGACCGCACAGCCACCUGGGACACGCUCCAGAAAGAGAUCCUGGAGAAAAUGCGCCAUCUUCUUCGACCUGGAGUUUAUAUUCAGGUGGGGCCUUUCAGUCUUCGGGUGGUCGGCGUGGUGGGGAUCACCUAUCUCCUUCCGCAGGAUGAGCGACCACUGUGUCACCCGACUGUGGAGAGAGCAUACAAAUCCUGUGGACAGGGUGGACCGCCGCACGUGAAGAUUGUGGUGGAGUGGGACAAAGAGACCAAAGACUAUUUGUUCGGACACACAGAGGAGGAAUACAUACCCGAUGCAGAGAGUGUAUAUCUGCACAGGGAGCAGCACCACCACCCCCAGGCCUGCACUCUGGCUCAGUGCUUUCAGCUCUACACUAAAGAGGAGCAGCUGGCCCCGGACGACGCCUGGCGCUGCCCCCACUGCAAGCAGCUACAGCAGGGCCGCAUUAAGCUCAGUCUGUGGACGCUGCCCGAUGUGCUAAUACUACACCUCAAGAGGUUCAGACAGGAGGGGGACCGCAGGGUGAAGAUGCAGAACAUGGUGCGGUUCCCGCUGAUGGGCAUGGACAUGGCGCCGCACGUGGUGAAGAGAAGCCAGAGUAGCUGGAGUUUACCCUCCCACUGGUCACCAUGGCGACGACCCUACGGCCUGGGGAGAAACCCGGACGAUUUCCUGUACGACCUGUACGCCGUGUGCAACCAUCACGGGAGCAUGCACGGGGGCCACUACACUGCCUACUGCAAGAACUCUGUUGACGGUCAGUGGUACUGCUUCGAUGACAGCGAGGUUUCACCAGUCGCCGAUGACAACGUGUGUCAACAAACUGCCUACAUACUAUUCUACCAGCGGAGGACUGCCAUCCCCUCCUGGUCCGCCAACAGCUCUGUUGCUGGCUCUACCAGUUCUUCCUUGUGUGACCACUGGAUCAACAGACUGCCUGGUAGUAGACCUGCUAGCCUGGCCUCCGGCGCCUCAUCCAGACGCACUUCCCUGGCCUCGCUGGCGGAGUCAGUGGAGUUUCCUGGAGAGCGUAGCGAAGACGACGGUGGUUUCUCCGUCCGCCCUUUUGUGAGGAGCAUCCAACGUCAGAGCUUGUCUUCCAGGUCGUCCAUAGCCAGUCCGUUAGCCUACAGCGACAGCGGCAUCAAACCCUCGUGGUCUCUCUCUGCCAAGCUGCAAAUGAGGUCCAACUCACCGUCGCGCUUCUCCCUCGACUCUCGCUGCUCUCCGCCUCUCGAGAGGAUCGGCGAGGCCUGCGACGACCGCGUGUCCACGUCCUGCUUCGGCAGCUACAGCCGCCACGAGCGCUACUUCGGCAGCAGGACUCCCUUGUCCGCGGUGGAGAGCAACUACGGCGAACAGGACAACAACAAGCGUUUCCUGGAUAUGAUGUACUGCCGGGCUCCCACGCCUGCGGAGAAGAAGACAUCCAAAAAUGAGGCGACGGAAAAUAACAACCAGAUCACAGCCAUCGACCAAAACAUCCUUCCAUCUCAAGCCACUCCUUCCAAGGAGCAGAAACGUAAGAGCAGCAUCGGAGGUUUCGCAUCCAAACCGGAAAGCACAACCUCCACGAAACCUGGCAAAGUGGAGCAAGAAAAAACCUCCAAAAAACGUCUGUGUUCCACACACAAGCCUCCAUCAUCAUCAUCCGAGACCCCAUCCGGCACACCGGUGAAAGGCAAAAAGGUGAGCGUCACUAAAGAGAAGAACAUCACAACGAAGAAAAGCACUUCAACACCGAGCGGGACCCCCUCCAAAACAAAAGACAUGCCCCCACCUCUUGAGGCGACGCCACAACACAGGCUGUGUGUCCGCUCCACGCCUCAGUCGUCCGCGUCUCCUUCCCCGACCGCAAAGAAGAACCCGAGCGUUCCCGAGAAGAACCCGAAGAAGCGUGUAGUGGAGAGGAGCUUCAGCAGGGAUUCCGUGGUCAACAGCCCGAGAGGAAGCUCCGCCGCACGCUCGUCUUUCUCCAAGACCGUUGAAAGCAACCGGCGGACGGUGCGGAGCUCCAGCAGCAGCUCCUCCGUCACCAGCCUCCGCUCGCCUAGCGUGUCCACCAGGGAUCUGCAACGCAGCAGCAAGUCAGAAGAAAAAGGUUUGUCGUUUUUUAAAAGCGCUCUAAGACAACGGGAAAGCCGCCGGUCGGCUGACCUCGGCAAGAGCAGCCUGCUCUUCAAAAGAGCCUCGGAGAGGACGUGCAAACAGAACGGGCAGGCCGGCGCGGAGAACACCAAAACAUCGACAGACGUCGCGUCUCAGCCGCCGCUCGCAGACGCGCCCGAGAAAAAAAGCGAGGCAAAGGAGUCCUCCAAGACCGCCGGCUCGCUCGGUCGCUCUCUGCUCCACGUGGGCAAGUCAAAGUCUUCCGCCUCCGACGCCGCUCUCAAAACGCCGGCAAACGGGAAGAAGCCUCCUCCGGAAAGGAAGGCGUCUUCCCGGAAGCUGUCGUCGAGCAUGCAAUCACCCGCACGUGCAACGCAGCGGCCUCAGUGACGCCACCAUCGUACGUACUUUUCCCUUCUUACUCAAUGCAGCUACUGUACAUUCUCUGUGCCUACGUUCCACUGAGCAUUGCUUUCGAAACCGACAUUUCCAAAAGUACCCGAACCUAACACACAGGAAACUCGACUCAAAUUAGCUUCCUCGUCUGUGGUCAUUUGUGGCGACCACGCGCAAACACGCACAUUCACGAAAUGGAAAACGUUUCAUUCCGAGUAACAAUAUUUUUUUUUACGUUUUGGAAAUUGACGAUUUUGACCAAUCACGUUCCUUCAUACAUAAGUGUCCGAGAUUAGGAGUCAGAGCUCCUUUUCUCCACAGCAGAAUAAAAAAAAAAAUAAGCAUUGAAAUUGGUCCAUUUUCCAGAUAUUUUACAAAUAUUUUCUUUAAAUAAAAUUUUAUGAUAGAAAUGUAUUUUAUAAAAAAAAAUUGUCUUAAACAUUUUGGAAUGAAACCCUUUAAAAAAAUUGCUCUCUCGAUAUAUAUAUAUAUAUAGCUAUAGAUGCGUCUGUAUAGAAGGUAAAAAAUAUGUACUGUUAUUUCCUAAAGCAAAGUCAAAACAAUCUUAAGCGCCUUUCAAAUACUAAUAAUAAAAAAAAAAUACUUGGUAGUCUACUGCUGUAUGCAUCACUGAGUAGGAAUGUUAUAUUGUUCUGCACUUUGUAUAGACGAGUAGUUUCCUUCCUCCUGUAGCAGAAAUAUAAAUAUACAAACACUAACUUAAUAAUAUUAACUUUCACAUGUCUUCUAAACAUCAUUUUACAUAUCAUGAAGUAGUUCCGGGCCUUAUACGUAGUAAAAAAAAAAGUACAUUCUCCACAUGGUGCUGAAACCGGACGCUGUUCCAGUCUGACAGUUUUAACACCAGAACUAGAAUCUGAUCGGCAGCGCCCGUCUGGUACCUCAUUUUCUGGGACUGUAUAUUAUGAUUAUGGAAAAAAAAAACACACUAUGAUGCUUGCUGGCCUUGUUACAACCCUCGACAACCAACAGUCUCUGUGUUUCUUAUGUAGACCAAUCCAGAAUAUACGUAUAUAUGUAAGAAAUACUAGGAAGUAGAAAUGGACAUUUGACCAAAUGAUGCUUACCGUAAAUGCUCCAAUUAUGGUGUUCCUUUAACCUAAAAACGCAAAGAGGACAGGAUGUUAAUUGAAAGCAAGUAAUAGUUAAAGAAAUGUAAACAUUCAUAUAGAAUAUUUUUAACAUUGAACAAUAAUUUGGUGGGCAAGUGGUUAGCGCUCAAGCCACACAGCUAGGAGACACAAGUUCGAUUUCACCCUUGAGGUACACCCUGGACUGGUGGCCAGCCAAUCACAGGGCACAUAUAGACAAACAACCAUUCACACUCAUAUUAAUGAAUAUAAAUAUAUAACCAUGUUAUGCUACAAAUCGGCUACAUGGCGGACAAGUGGUUAGCGCUCAGGCCACACAGCUAGAAGACAUUAGUUCAAUUCCACCCUCGGCCAUCUCUGUGUGGAGUUAGCAUGUUCUCCCCGUGCAUGCGUGGGUUUUCUCCGGUUUCCUCCCACAUUCCAAAAACAUGCUAGGUUAAUUAGCGACUCCAAAUUGUCCAUAGGUAUGAAUGUGAGUGUGAAUGGUUGUUUGUCUAUAUGUGCCCUGUGAUUGGCUGGCCACCAGUCCAGGGUGUACCCCGCCUCUCGCCCGAAGACAGCUGGGAUAGGCUCCGGCACCCCCCUCCCGCGACCCUCGUGUGGAUAAGCGGUAGAAAAUGAAUGAAUAUUUAAGCAUUAUUAGAGCCCUCUAGACGUGAAAUAACACCCCUAUAUUAACUUUUAAAGUCUUAUUACUCAAAUUUGUAAAUAAAAGGAAAUAAAAACCUUUUAGGGGCUGCACGGUGUACGAGUGGUUAGUACACAGGCUUCACAAAUUGGCUGGCCACCAGUCCCACCUCUCGCCCGAAGACAGCUGGGAUAGGCUCCGGCACCCCCUCCCAUGACCCUUGUGAGGAAAAGCGGUAGAAAAUAAAUGAAUUAAUUCAUGAAUGAAUGAACAAUGAUUUGGAGUGCAUGAGAAAGUGGAAACGCAACACAAACACAGAGAGGUAAAGCUACCAGAUAGUAACCACUCAUGAUUUUUUUUUGGGGGGGGGGGGCAUGAGAUGAUGCAUGAAAAUGAGACGAGAGUUUUAGAAAAAGUACAAUGGAAAAAAUAUGACUGGACUUUCCCUCCUAAAUAUUCCAAUGUUACCUUUCGCUGUGUGUAUGCUCUUGGCCCCGCCUCUCGCCCCCAGUGACGAUGACUGACAAGAAGUCUGACGCAAUCCUUUACGAGAACUCUCAUCACAUUUAAAUCUCAUGACACCCCUACCUGUGAUGCUGAAAACGUCAUCGUCGGGAGGUUGCCUACAGCCACAACUAUUUGGAGCAUUUACGGUAAUUAUUUCUCUGUAAAAUAUCUCAAUAUACGGCAGUCAUUCUCUUCCUGCUAUGGCACUAUAAAAAAUAAGACAGCGUUAGCUUCCAUAAACUCUAACACUGUGACAUGUGUUCAUAUAUCAUACAUUAAUAUCAUCCUAAUACGCCCCCCCCCCUCGCCACUUAUGCGUAGCUAGCAUACUAAUAAUCCUAGCUGAGGAUGAAACGGAGACGAGUGUUGCAUGCUAACGCAUGCCCAGUCGUCACCAAUUAACUAUGCAACUUUUCCGCUGCUGUGUAUAAUAAUACUAAUAGUAGUAAGUAAUACUAGAUGAAAAAAAAACACUAGAGCAUGUGUACUCUUAUCAUGCGGCUUCAUUUGCACACCAUUGUGUCAUCCUAACAGUACCUUUUAUCAUCCUAUCACCACUCUGUUGUUUACUGUUUGUUCUAUUCUGCUGAUUUGGGUGCUACCAAAUAUGUGCUGGGGUAGGCUACUUUAGUUUGGGGGGAAAUACUGUUGUACACCAGCAGGGGGCAACAUAACAACAUAACAUAACACUACGGCUGUGAUAUUAUUUUUUCCAAUAUAACAUUGUAUGUUUGUAGUUUGUAGUUCUCAGUUCCUUUAUGAUAUACUACGUAUAUACAGUACAUCUGAUUGCAAUAAGGACAGGUAAUACAUUUCUAGUUUUAUAAAUACACUAUGACACCCAACUGUGAUAUUACAUACAAUAUAGCAAUGGUAAAAUUAUUCCUCUUUUUGCAGUUGUUGACCACUUUUUUUUAUGAAUUUUUUGUCGCGUGGUAAAAUAUAUUUUGGGUCGCUGGAAAAAAAAAAUAAGCAUUACUUUGACAAGUCCUGCUGGUAAUAUAAUAUGUAGAAAUAUCUAUAUUGGUUCGGGUUAAAUACAGCUAUAUACUGAAUGUCUGCAGAAGCCUUAGUAUCUAUGGAUUAGUAAGAAAAAAUGAUUGUUAUUAUAACUAUUUUCAUUUUCCAUCAACUGGAUAUUCAUUUUUGUUUUUGGUUUAUGAUUAUUACUAACAAUAACACUACACUGCUGAAUGAAAGCACAGUAUGUCUGUUUUUAAAACGUGUCUAUUUGUACAAUUCCAUUCCUUUUUUAUUUUUUUUUAAUAUUUUAAAUUUUGUCAAUAUAUUAGGUACAGCCCCGCAAUCUGCAAUAAAACUCCCCUCCUUAUUUACAUAUUUUUUAAUUUGCCUACCUGAAAAAAACUGGCUAUUGUUUUAUGAUGUAUGUUAUUUUUAAAUUUUUAUACUUUCGUAUGCUUAAAAAAAAGUAAUUUCAAACAUCAACAACAUAGUCUUUGUUAAUUUAUUUCUUUUUUUUUUUAACUAUUAUCAUGUAUGCACUUUUUUAUUUCUUCAAAUGGACUAUUGUGUAUAUAUGUUGCUGGUUUACUUAUGUAAAAUAAAAUAUAUAUAUACAGAAACUAUGGCUUGAAAUGUGAACUUUGUCUUUAGAUGGUUGUAGUUCCGACUAACACCAGAGGGCGCUAUUUUGCUUUCCUUCACAAAUCAAUUACAAUGUAUUGUUUAACAUUAAUUUCGGACAAUAAUAAAUAUAAUUUGCUAUGCUAUUUAUAG